Messenger RNA from Saccostrea cuccullata (small rock oyster), 460 nucleotides. RefSeq names its product SOSS complex subunit C-like. Lineage: Eukaryota; Metazoa; Mollusca; Bivalvia; Ostreida; Ostreidae. The record is from RefSeq and is a predicted model, not a curated record. Gene Ontology annotation, biological process: DNA repair. The transcript is spliced from 5 exons. Bases 66 to 389 code for a protein of 107 amino acids. Gene Ontology annotation, cellular component: SOSS complex; nucleoplasm; nucleus.
AGUUCUGCAGCUAGGUAGACUUAACAUUACCGGUCUUAAGAUCUGCCCGCUCAUUGCACAGUGUGAUGAAAGAUUUACGCCACUUAUCAAAUGAUAAGGAAAAUAGGAACAGAAGGAUACUGGAACAGCUAGAAGAACAGAAGAGACGACUUCGAGGGGGACAUGGUGGGUCAGUGAGUAGCCCCAUUACAAACAGUGCCCCUGCCGUCCCGCCCCCUGUGUCUUUGCCAGGAAAUAUCAGUUUGGUAAUGGAAACCCAGCAUAUGACACCUGCCCAAAGGACAGCCUUACAGCAUGCCAAUGCUAACUCAGUGGGCUACUUUAUCACCCAGGACUCUUCAUUUGGCAACUUAAUUUUACCCGUCUUACCCAGAUUUAAUGAGAAAUAGCAUUUAUUUAUUGCCUUUAUCAUUGUAAAUAUCAUCUGAACAUUUUGAAUAAAAUCAUGUUACAAAACAAA